UAUGUGUAAUCAGAGAAUAGUUUACAAACUGAAUCAAUAAUGUAAAUACUCGACUGACUCUUUCUUUAAAAUGUAUGACCCAAACACAAGUUAUAUAGACUUCGACCUUGAAGUCUCAAGGUCAAACGCGUUAGAAUUAUAGUUGACCCACUUUUCGUUCCCACUCAAAUACUUUAUCAAAUCGUAUGAUCCAGUUGUGUCGCAAGCCAGUGCAUGCGUGUCUGGUGCUAGCUAGUAGCGAGUGGUAGUAGAUCCUCCCCGAACCCGGUGCUUCGCUCUAGACAGUAAUUCAUAGUUCUAAAUCAGAAAGGGUAAAAUCAUGUUUUUUCUAUUUGAAAUUCUUGUUCUAAUCAUAAAGAUUUGUGUAGCACUGGCGACAGAUUUCUACCAUAUAUUUGUACCGUAUCCUAAGAAGGAUGUACGCGGUAAGGUUGUUUUGAUCACCGGGGCUGGACACGGUCUAGGCCGCUCGUUUGCUCAUCGUUUUGCCAAGCUAGGGGCGAAGCUGGUGCUAUGGGAUAUGAAUGAAGAAGGUAAUGAAGAAACCGCCAAACAAGUACGAGAUUUGGGGGCUGAAGCACACACAUUCACGGUAGAUGUUCGUAAAAAGGAUAUCGUUUACCAAACGGCAAAUAUUGUGAAGGAAAAGGCUGGAACAGUGGAUAUUCUCUUCAACAAUGCAGGCGUUAUAUCGGGCGAAGAAAUAUGCAACCUCACCGAUGGGCAGAUCGUCAGGACGUUCGAAGUUAAUGCUAUUUCCCACUUUUGGCUGCUCAAAUCUUUUCUUCCUGAUAUGAUUGAUCGCAACGACGGCCACAUUGUCACUAUUGCGUCGCAAGCUGGAAAAUUCGGUACUCCACGCAUGAGUGACUAUUGCGCAUCUAAAUAUGCAGCCGUAGGUCUUGGAGAAAGCCUCAGCUCCGAGCUUCGGACACUUGGAAGAAAGGGGGUAAAAACAACCCUUGUUUGCCCUUUCUUCAUUAAUACUGGAAUGUUUACUAACUUAUCAUUCAGGACUGAUACCAUACUGAACCAAGAGGACGUUACAUCGAUAAUCGUUGAUGGCGUAUUGCGAAAUGAACGUGAAAUUAUUAUUCCAAAACGACAUACCUGGAGGGUGAUUUUCAAGUCCAUAGCUCCAUUUUCUGUGUAUGAUCUAAUAGAGGAUUUCACUGGUAUCAAAGUUGGUUCACAAUCUGGGAAGUUCGACUAGUGCGAAGUUUGUACUAAUAGAAAACGUGCGGGUUGAUGUUGUCAAGGGGAUAUGCGAGAAAAAUUUAACAUUGCAGAAAGUUGUUAAACCAGUUUUUUUGAACAUCAAUGAACUAUCUGUGCAAUUUGAUUUGAAGUUUGUCAAAGAAUUAAUUUAAAUUCAAUUAUUUUACUUUUAUUGGAAAAUCAAUUUUAAUCAAUUUGAUUAUUAUUGAUUACAUUAUUAGUGAGAGUCAUUGAUAUUACUUUACACAUCUACAACAAAAUGAUCAGUCAGAAGCGAGAAUUCCUCAUGGAUCCUGUUCCCCUUGACUCCACCCCUUUCCUCGCUCGCUCUGCCUCUAUGGGGUAUUGUGCUUGUGAUUUUUGUUUUAGAUAUGUCUCCUGCCAAUGCAAAGUUUAUCUGGAAAUUGGACCAAAAAAAAGGAAAAAGAAAAGAAAGUAUUAAUGAUUAUUUGUUUUACUGUGUAUAUCUGGAGAAUGGGUACCAGCCCCGACUGUGAGUGGUCGUUUUCCGUGGCCGACGUACUGACCCUAUUCAUUCUGCUCUUCCCCCCACUGCCACAGCCUUUUCCCCAUUAAUUUUACCUUCCCUAAAACA
Molecule: messenger RNA, 1813 nt
Organism: Anneissia japonica
Lineage: Eukaryota; Metazoa; Echinodermata; Crinoidea; Comatulida; Comatulidae
Product: estradiol 17-beta-dehydrogenase 11-like
Exons: 4
Coding region: 320-1213 (297 amino acids)
Molecular function (GO): oxidoreductase activity, acting on the CH-OH group of donors, NAD or NADP as acceptor
Source: RefSeq, a predicted model, not a curated record